AUGCGCUUCCUUCUUACGCUCGCUACGUUCGCUUCCACGGCCUUCGCGCAGACGGUUCAUACCGUCAGCGUUGGAUCUGCUGGGCUCACUUUUUCUCCGGAUUCUAUUACCGCCAAGACGGGGGAUACCGUGCAAUUCGUUUUCAAAGGAGGGAAUCAUACGGUCACUCAAGCGGCGUUUAGUAGUCCUUGUAAUCCCACCUCGAGGGGCUUUUCGAGCGGUUUCACUGGAUCUAGGUCCGAGAGUUUCUCGAUAAUAUUGGCGAAUACGGAUCCAAUCUACUUCUACUGCGCACAGCUAUCACACUGCCAACUCGGUAUGGUCGGCGCCAUUAACCCUCCCUCCUCCGGUAACACCCUCGCGGCCUUCAAAAGCGCCGCCACAAACGCUCGUACCCAAUCCACCCCGUCCUCUCCAUUCGGCGGUGUCAUUUCCAUCCAAGGAGGCGCUGUAUCGACAGCUCCAGGUGCUGUUCAAAGUGGAGGUGGGGCUACUACUCGUGCUACGGGUACUGGAGGCGCCGCUGCGACUUCUACUACUUCUUCUGGGCCUAAGCCGACUGGGAAUGGAGUUAUGGCGUUGACGGGGGAUAUGGUUAAUGUUGUAAUGGGGAUUUUUGGAGCUGUUGCGCUUUUGGUUUAG
Molecule: messenger RNA, 642 nt
Organism: Orbilia oligospora ATCC 24927
Lineage: Eukaryota; Fungi; Ascomycota; Orbiliomycetes; Orbiliales; Orbiliaceae
Exons: 3
Coding region: 1-642 (213 amino acids)
Molecular function (GO): electron transfer activity
Source: RefSeq, a predicted model, not a curated record